Molecule: messenger RNA, 513 nt
Organism: Closterium sp. Naga37s-1
Lineage: Eukaryota; Viridiplantae; Streptophyta; Zygnematophyceae; Desmidiales; Closteriaceae
Source: the annotation of a GenBank genome assembly
AUGUCUCUGCGUCCGUCCACUGCUCCUCUGCGUCCCCCUUUGCCUUCUCCUCCUGAGUCCUCUCUUCCUGCUCUUCCUGACCCGGAGUCGGACUCUCUUCGUGCUGCCAGUCCUACUGUCACGCGUCUCCUUGCUACUGUUGUCACUGACCCUUCCUUUGAGUCCACUGCUGCGUCUGCCCUAGUUACUGAGCUCGUCGACUUUGCUGCUCGCUGUCGUCUAGACUACGCUGCUAGUCUGUUGCUGAGUCUGAGUCUGCAGGAGGAGUUCCAGUGUUUGGCUGCUGCUUCACCUCAUCUCGUGUCCGUACUGCUUACCCCUGAGGGAGACCCGGAUGCACUUGACAUCCCGACUCCGCGCUCUUACGCGGAGGCGAUAGAGGGUCCCUACUCCUCUCAGUGGCAGGCAGCUAUGGACGCAGAGAUGGCUUCCUGGAAGUCCACAGGCACCUACGUUGACGAGUUCCCCCGCCUGGGGCGAACAUCGUCAGUGGCAUGUGGAUUUUCAGGGUGA